Molecule: messenger RNA, 384 nt
Organism: Rangifer tarandus platyrhynchus (Svalbard reindeer)
Lineage: Eukaryota; Metazoa; Chordata; Mammalia; Artiodactyla; Cervidae
Source: the annotation of a GenBank genome assembly
AUGAUUCUUGUAGGGGCUAGAGACCCAAGAGGUAAACAGGGCAGAAACUGGAUAAAACUGGGAGGCUGCAGCCGCUUAGGAGGGCUACGGGCUGACCCGACAGUGCAGUACGGGGCUGCCCUGGGGUCCGUGGAGGGCUGUCCUCUCCGCCUUCUCUUCCCUUCUGUGCUUCCAGUGACCCUGUUUGGAGGCAAGUGCUCCUUGGGGGAGGAGGGCCAGGAUUGGAGCUUCCUGAACUCAGGCUGCCGGGGGCCUGGUAGUUUAGAGCUCAUGCAAAAAAAUCAGGGUUUAGCCUCGAGGGGAAAAAAACAAAACGAAACUUCUCCAGACUCUAUUUCAUUAAACUUCCUAAACCAAGAGAGAAAGACUAGAAUUGGGCCAUAG